This is a messenger RNA of Peromyscus californicus insignis, 985 nucleotides long. Its product is annotated as TBC1 domain family member 30-like. The transcript is spliced from 3 exons. The record is from RefSeq and is a predicted model, not a curated record. The coding region runs from base 337 to 939 and encodes 200 amino acids. NCBI's taxonomy places the organism in Eukaryota, Metazoa, Chordata, Mammalia, Rodentia, Cricetidae.
AAGGUUUAUUAAACCCUCACUGCGUGUCAUGGAAUUCGGUUGCUCUUAAUCCAGGUCUUCCAAUGGAGGGAAAGGAAUUCCCAGCGUCCUUAAAACCCCCCGUGCACGCCAGAUGCGCAGAGUUUUAGGAAGGUUUUUUUUUCCUGCAGCCUCCGGGACGCUCGGGGGUCAGGUGGGAAGGCGGGAGGACCUGGGCGCGGCGGCGCCCGUGGCCGGCCGUGAAGCCGGAACCCCGGCCUCCGCCCAUUGGUUGGCGUUUGGACCCUUGCCGGGCACUCUGCAGCCCGCGUGGCCGCGCCCUCCCGGAACUGGCGGGGCGUCGCGGCGGUGCGAGCCAUGGAGGUCCUUCCCGCGAGCGGGACGCGGGACCCGCUGCGAGCCGAGGAGGAGGAGGAGGCGGCGGCGGCAGCGGGGCACCCGGCGGGCGAGGGCGACGAGGAGCCGCAGCCCCCCGGCCGCACGAGCCGCACGGCGUCCCUGGUGAGCGGGCUGCUCACCGAGCUCUACAGCUGCACCGAGGAGGAGGAGGUGGCGGCAGCCGGCGGGGACCGUGCGUCCCGGGGCCGCCCCCCGCGCCGCGACAGCCUGGAUAGCUCCACCGAGACCUCGGGUUCCGACGUCUUCCUGGGCGGCCGCGGCGUGGGCGACUCCCGGGUGCUGCAGGAGCUGCGGCAGCGGCCGAGCCUGCGGCUGCAGAUGCAGUACCUGCGGCGGAAAGACUCCAGUGAGCUGAAGACCAUCCUUCGAGAGCUGAAGUACAGGAUCGGCAUCCAGUCAGCGAAGUUACUCCGGCAGCUGAAGCAGAAAGACCGACUUCUGCAUAAGGUUCAGAAGAACUGCGACCUUGUGACAGCCUGCCUGCAGGCUGUGUCGCAGAAGAGAACGUGGCAGAGAGGGGCUCAGGUAUGGCAAACACAGGCGCGAGUGUUGUUCCCAUAAAAUGCCUGGGACAGUUUCUUGGGUGCAUGUCAGAGCUGCUUUUUCC